This is a messenger RNA of Blastomyces dermatitidis ER-3, 2257 nucleotides long. Its product is annotated as cell differentiation protein Rcd1. Gene Ontology annotation, cellular component: P-body; CCR4-NOT core complex; CCR4-NOT complex. The transcript is spliced from 4 exons. NCBI's taxonomy places the organism in Eukaryota, Fungi, Ascomycota, Eurotiomycetes, Onygenales, Ajellomycetaceae. Bases 313 to 1593 code for a protein of 426 amino acids. The record is from RefSeq and is a predicted model, not a curated record. Gene Ontology annotation, biological process: negative regulation of translation; mRNA catabolic process.
GGCGAAGGUUCAGGCGCUACUCGGAUCAUUAGUCAUCCCGAGCCGAGUCAGCGCCGAGCUAGCCGCCGUGAGCCUCCCUGACCGUCACCGUCACCGUCACCGUCAGCAUACGCUUCUUCACACCCAGCUUGCUGCUUCCCUAGCUUACACACCUCCAACCGACACCUAUAUAUCCUUCGUCUACUUGCCAUCCCAAUCAUCUCCCUUCCUCCCUUCACCCCCUGUCACCCCUAGGAGCGUCUCCUAAAAGCUACUCACUCGGGGACAAGCUCCCCAGGGUGGUGAUAUUUUCCCCCCUGCCCCGUUUUCGCAAUGCUACAGGCUCAGUCCCAGCACGUCUUCUCGCACCAGCACGGACAGUAUCCCCACACCGCCGCCGCCGCCGUCGCCACGGACGCUUCGUGGAUCCAGCAACAACAGCAGCAGCAGCAGGCCUCCCACUAUCAGCAACAGCAGCAACAGCAACAGCAACAACAGGCGCAGUCCCAGCAGCCCCAUCCCCAAUCAUCCCUUGCUGCGCAGCAGCAUGCUCAAGCGCAGGCCGCAGUUGCCGCUGCCGCUGUCGCCCAACACCAACAUUACAGUCGUAUAGCUCUAAAUAAUAGCAACAACAACAACGGCAGUAGCAGUAGUAGCAAUAACCCUGCCGCUGGUGCAAAUAAUAGCCAGGUUACGCCGUCGUCAGGUGCGGAUAGUGCAAGUGCUGCCGCCGGGGGUGCUGCAGGAAACAUGGAUGGCGGUAUCAGCGAAGAGAACCGGAGGGUGCUCGUGUGGGUGGCAGAGCUUAUGGAUCCGGCUCGACGGGAGACGGCCCUGAUGGAGUUGAGCAAGAAGCGGGAACAGGUGCCUGAGUUGGCGUUGAUAAUAUGGCAUUCGUUUGGUGUCAUGACGUCUCUGCUACAGGAGAUCAUAUCCGUCUACCCGCUAUUAAAUCCAUCGCAGUUGACUGCUGCGGCUUCGAAUAGGGUCUGCAAUGCCCUUGCUCUCCUACAAUGUGUGGCGUCGCACAAUGAGACACGCACGCUUUUCUUGAAUGCCCAUAUCCCUCUCUUCCUCUAUCCAUUCCUCAACACGACCUCGAAAUCCCGCCCCUUCGAAUAUCUCCGUCUAACCUCCCUUGGCGUGAUUGGCGCCCUCGUGAAAAAUGAUUCGUCAGAUGUUAUAAACUUCCUCCUCACCACCGAAAUCAUCCCCCUCUGUCUCCGCAUCAUGGAGACAGGUUCGGAACUCAGCAAAACCGUUGCCAUUUUCAUUGUACAAAAGAUCUUACUAGAUGAUAUCGGCCUUGCAUAUAUUUGUGCCACUUAUGAACGUUUUUACGCUGUCGGGACUGUCCUCAGUAAUAUGGUCACCCAACUUGUCGAGCAGCAGACCGUUCGGUUACUCAAGCAUGUUGUUCGUUGUUUUCUUCGUCUGAGCGAUAAUAACCGCGCCCGCGAGGCCCUCCGCCAAUGUCUUCCAGAACCACUUCGUGACGCAACUUUCUCAUCAGUCCUUCGGGACGACGCAGCCACCAAACGUUGUCUAGCGCAACUUCUGAUUAACCUAUCUGAUAAUGUUGUCGACGGCGGCGCAACUGGGGCUACCAUGUAAAAUAUCAAAUAUCAAUAUCUAAGGGAAAGCGAAAAAAGAAAGAACAGGACAAAACUUAAUAAGAAAGGGUUUUUUUUUUCUAUUCUUUCUCGAUGUUUUUAUAUUCUUUUCUUUUUAUAUUCUAACUUUUUUUUUGUGCCGUUUCAUUCCCGCCGCUGAUGGUAGUGAACUAUACAUAACUCCUGAUCUGAUAAUACUUACCUGCGGAACGAGAAAGACAGACGAAGGGGGCCAAAAACGGAAAAGAUUGGAGAGGGAUUCGAAGUGGUAAUUAGGUAGCCCACAACAGACACCUAAAGAAAAACCGAGAGUGAGAGGGAGUUGAUUCAUUUACAUCUCGGCGUAGAUUAUGCAUAACAGGGCCAAGGCGGAUGGGAUAUAAACAACAACAGCAGCAACAGGGCGAAACAGUGAGGGAAGCAAAACACAAGGAGCAAAAUGAGAGGGCGGUGAGGAAAAAGUAACAUUGUUUUUACAAGGGAAAACUGCAGAAGCAUGCUAUUCUAUUUUCUUUUAUUUUUCUUUUCUUUCUGAUUUUAUUUUGAUUUUUAUUUAAGUGAGAUUUUUUAUUAGUUUUCGAUGAGAGAUGAGACAUUUUUGUAAAUAGAUAUAAAUAUAAAUAAGUGAAUGCAAUAUAUUUUAACUGAGUUGAAAAAAAGAAUAA